Molecule: messenger RNA, 962 nt
Organism: Solenopsis invicta (red fire ant)
Lineage: Eukaryota; Metazoa; Arthropoda; Insecta; Hymenoptera; Formicidae
Product: Kv channel-interacting protein 2
Exons: 3
Coding region: 42-800 (252 amino acids)
Molecular function (GO): calcium ion binding
Source: RefSeq, a predicted model, not a curated record
CGACAUUCGUUGAAAAGCGUUGAUCACUGUCAAGCUCUCACAUGUCUGCCGAGAUCCCUUCGAUGUCAAAUCACAGCAGCGUCGACGGCAGAGAUGAUUGCGAGUCUCUUCGCCGACCCAGUCUCUCCGUAAAGAUGCAACGUAGCCUGAAGAGAAUGAGAAAAAGCAUCCAAAAAAUUACUGAGAGCCUCCAAGAGGAUGAUAAACAUUCAUUAUAUAUCUUCCCCGAGCAACUGUCCACUCUAACUUGGCGCACCGGAUUUUCCAAGGAUGAAAUUCGCAAAUUAUAUCGCGCCUUCAAGCAGCUGUGUCCCAGAGGAUGUGUGACAUCCAGCGACUUGAAGCCAGCGUAUGCCAAACUAUUUCCGCUUGGCGAUUCAGGCAGAUAUGCGCAGAUCGUAUUCAACAGCUUCGACAGGGAUGGCGACGGGAUCGUUAGUUUCAGCGAUCUUCUCGGAACCAUGACAUCGAUUGUCAACGGCAACGUAGACCAGAAGCUCUCCUGGAUAUUCAGGUUUUACGAUCUAAAUGGCGACGGUUGUAUUACGAGAGAGGAGAUGCUGGUCAUAGUAUCUGCAAUUUACGACAUGGUGCAGAACGCGCAAACCAUCCAGUCCGUAAUUAACAAGCAAGUGGACAGAUUCUUUGAGAAAAUGGAUGCGGAUAGAGAUGGCAUAGUCUCCAGAGAAGAAUUCAUGAGCGGUUGUAAAAAUGUAUGGGAAUAUAUCUCACUAAAAAUAACAUUAUUCGUACUUAGCACUAGAAAGUCCUAUUUAAGGUUGGGUAUACAUUAUGACUGAAAGUUAUCAAAAUUUAAACUACUUCUUAAGUUUACCUAGAGAUUUUAUGAAAAUUCUAUUUUUUACAGGAUGCUGUUAUGUACAACCAGUUGUUUUUAUUUAACAAUAUCUGGUGAUGGAAUGAAAAUAAUCUUAAGAGAUUAAUAAAUAACUUAUACUUGA